Molecule: messenger RNA, 936 nt
Organism: Plectropomus leopardus (leopard coralgrouper)
Lineage: Eukaryota; Metazoa; Chordata; Actinopteri; Perciformes; Serranidae
Product: olfactory receptor 6N2-like
Biological process (GO): detection of chemical stimulus involved in sensory perception of smell; G protein-coupled receptor signaling pathway
Cellular component (GO): membrane
Molecular function (GO): G protein-coupled receptor activity; odorant binding; olfactory receptor activity
Source: RefSeq, a predicted model, not a curated record
UUAAUGGAUAAUGAUUCUGUACUUACAUUUUUUAGGCUUUCAGGAUUAAAUUACACAGUGCAACACAGAAUCAUUCUCUUUGUUCUCACGUUACUGUGUUACUCGAUCAUUUGGAUUGCAAAUGUUGUUCUCAUCAUAACCAUCACUGUGGACCGAAAACUUCAUGAGCCUAUGUAUAUUUUCCUGUGUAAUCUGUGUAUUAAUGGACUUUAUGGCACAGCAGGCUUUUUCCCCAAAUUCCUCACAGACCUUGUGUCUGACACUCACGUCAUCUCUUAUGCUGCAUGUCUUUUGCAGAGUUAUGUGAUAUACUCGUCAUGUGGAGCUGACUUAUCUAUUCUAGCUGUGAUGGCUUAUGACAGAUAUGUGGCUAUAUGUCAACCUCUGAUGUACCACUCUGUGAUGACUACACAGAGGAUAUCUCUGUUAGUUGCCUUCUUUUGGCUCUUACCUCUUUUUUGCAUGCUUGCUAACACAAUGACAAUAUUCCAAUUAAAGUUAUGUGGCUCACACAUCCCUAAACUUUACUGCUCAAACUCACUAAUUGCUAAACUAGCUUGCUCAACCCCUUUGACAAAUAUGAGCAUUUCAUAUUUUAACAUUAUUAUUUACAUUUUCCAUUUUUUCUUUCUUGUGUGGUCUUAUAUAUACCUGGUCAAAAAAUGCCUAACGUCCACGCAAGGAAGGAAGAAGUUUAUGCAAACAUGUAUGCCACAUUUGGUCUCUUUAUUUAAUUUUGCCACUGCAGUGCUUUUUGAUUUAAUGUACGCACGAUUUGGCUCAAGAAUAUUAUCACAGAGUCUUCAGAACUUCAUGGCAGUAGAAUUUCUUUUAAUUCCUCCUGUUAUAACCCCGCUGGUGUAUGGAUUAACAUUAACCGCAAUUAGAAGCAGAAUUCUUGUUUUUUUGGGGAAAAAAAAUAAAGUGUCGAAGUGA